Molecule: messenger RNA, 1433 nt
Organism: Mercurialis annua (annual mercury)
Lineage: Eukaryota; Viridiplantae; Streptophyta; Magnoliopsida; Malpighiales; Euphorbiaceae
Exons: 4
Coding region: 188-1174 (328 amino acids)
Biological process (GO): regulation of flower development
Cellular component (GO): nucleus
Molecular function (GO): protein binding
Source: RefSeq, a predicted model, not a curated record
UCUCCUUAUGUCUGGACUUUCAAAAUCUCCAUUGCUAGAGAGAAAGACACCAAAAAUUGACAUGUCUUUGUCUUAUAGCUAACAAAACCCAAGUGUCAUUUCUCCUGUUUCAUUACCAAAAUUACCCUCAAAACACCCUUAAAAUCAGCUUCUGUUUUUUAGUUUUUUGAACUGAGCUAAAAAUAAAAUGUCUUCUGAUCUUUAUUUUUAUGAAAGCUCAUUGUACCACCAUUCAAGCCCAGAAAUGGUCUCUUCUGAAAAUGACUUUUUAUUAUUUUCUGACCCUUUUUCACCCUUUUAUGACUCUUCUUCAACUGAAAUCUUUCAAGAUUUUUCAAACCCAAUUCAUAAUUCUUUAGACAAUUUCACCCCUACCAACACCAUUCUAUCAUCCUCUCCUCCAAGUCACCAGCUUGAGAAUUUAUCUCUUCAUCAAACAACAGCCCAAUUGCAGCAGCCACUUGAAAAUGCUUCAAAUUUGGAUGUUUUAGGAGUCAAAAAUGAAGAAUUUCAAAUGGGGGUUGACUCUAAUUAUAAUGACAAAUGGGUGUCAAAGAUUAUUCAGAGAAGUUACAGCAGUAAUUCAUUUGAAGGCAAAUCUGAUUUUCUUUUUCAACCUUAUUUUGACACUCUGUUAGAGUCUUCAUCAUCAAAUUUUCAUCAAAACCAGACGUUCAGCCCACCAGAAAGUUCAUUUCUUGCUAAUCAUAUGAGAAGAGUUUGCAGCACUGGAGAUUUACAAAAUGUAAGAACAGCACAUUUAGCGACACAAAGAUCAUUUUCAAGUCCUUUAGCGACAGAGAGUUCGUUUACAGAGGAAGCAAAUUUUAGAGUGGGCAAAUACAGUGCUGAAGAGAGAAAAGAUAGGAUUUCUAAGUAUAAAGCUAAGCGUAAUCAGAGAAACUUCACCAAGACAAUUAAGUAUGCAUGUAGGAAAACACUAGCGGACAACAGGCCUCGUAUACGUGGAAGAUUCGCGCGUAAUGAUGAAACUGGUGAGAUUCCCAAAGCUGCAUGCCCUAACAGACAUGAAGACGAAGAUGAGCUAUGGUUUGAUGGAGUUAAUGGAGAAGAAGAAGAUGGUGGAAAUGGAAAUAGAGGAGGAGAAGAAUUAGCAGCAGGAGAUUUUGUUACUACUUAUGGUCAAGCUCAGUUUCAUUAUUACAGUUAUUGAAAGUUGGUGGAAGAUUACUUAGUAUUUAUUUUAGAAUUAAAUUAAAUAAAAAAUUAUUCAUAGAACAAAAAGAUUUAUUCGUGCUACAAUUGUAAUAAGCAGGAAUAGCCGAAUAAAAAAAUGAAAAAAAGUAAGGAUAAAGUAGAGGUCGACUGAUAAAAUGACUGAAGAGAGAGAAUUAAUUAAAAAGACGAAGAUUGUAACGGAAUGAUAAGAGCUUCUUUAAUUUUACUUAAUUAGAGGUUUUGAUUUCGAAUCC